Molecule: messenger RNA, 3876 nt
Organism: Orbicella faveolata
Lineage: Eukaryota; Metazoa; Cnidaria; Anthozoa; Scleractinia; Merulinidae
Biological process (GO): regulation of transcription by RNA polymerase II
Cellular component (GO): PcG protein complex; transcription regulator complex; chromatin
Molecular function (GO): DNA-binding transcription factor activity, RNA polymerase II-specific; RNA polymerase II cis-regulatory region sequence-specific DNA binding
Source: RefSeq, a predicted model, not a curated record
ACUGGAGACGACAUUAAAUAUCAUGCACGAAAAUGGAUUUACAACUCCAAAAACCAUAUUAGUUUACAAAAACUGAAAAAAAUUACAGACUUUGAGUCUCCAAACUUUUAACUGGGCGGCGAAAACGCGAGCUUAGGGCGACUCGAUGGUCGUAUAUUUUGACAAAUGGGCUCCUGAUCUUGAACAAAAAUACUAUUCUUAGUCAGAUUAAACCCAAAAUUCUCGAGCUAAGUAUUAGAAGAGGCCAAUGCAACAUUGGCAUUGUCUAUAUUUUUGUUAGCUGCAAAGAAAAAGACAUUAUCUUCGGGUUUCGUUCGGUCUCGUGACUCCCACUCGUACUGCGGGCGCAGCCACCGUGUGACCCACCGAUGGAUCGAGAGACUGGGCUUUAGUGAAAUAUCUGUAAUGGCGGCCUUCGUGUGAUUCGUUGUCGAAGCUGGUUUUUAAGGAAUACGGCACAAACAUCUAUCUUGACAGUAUAGUUGACAUGACUCCUUAAAAAAGAAUCAAAUCUAACAUCCGGGUUCGCGACGGAAGAAACCCAUGGUUUUCGACAAAACGCGGGAUAAUUUUUAAGCCAAUCAUAACCUGCUUCGACGGAUAUGGCAACCAAGAUACCGGAGAAGGCGCACGCAUGCAAGCAUUGCGGACAGUACUUUAACCAGUUAUCAGCUUACAAGGAGCAUGAACGAAUUCACACAGGAGAGAAGCCGUAUACAUGUAAGCAUUGUAAAAAGGGCUUUGGUCGCUCAUCAGAUUGCAAGAGACAUGAACGAACUCACACAGGAGAGAUGCCGUAUACAUGCAAGCAUUGCAAUAAGUGCUUUAGCCAAUUAGGAAACUGCAAACAACAUGAGAGAACUCACACAGGAGAGAAGCCAUAUCCAUGCAAGCACUGUAAUAAGUUCUUUAGCACAUUAGAACAUUGUAAAAGACAUGAACGAACUCACACAGGAGUAAAGCCGUAUUCAUGCAAGCAUUGUAAAAAGUGCUUUAGCCAGUUAGCAAAUUGUCAGAUACAUGAACGAACUCACACAGGAGAGAAGCCGUAUACAUGUAAUCAUUGUAAUAAAAGCUUCAGCUCCUCAUCAUAUUGCAAGCGACAUGAACGAAUUCACACAGGAGUGAGACCACAUUUUUGCAAGCAUUGUGGAAAGAGCUUUAGUCUUUCAGCAAAUUGCAAGGAACAUGAACGAAUUCAUACAGGAGAGAAGCCGCAUAUAUGCAAACAUUGUAAUAAGGGCUUUAACAAGUCAUCCCAUUGCAAGCAACAUGAACGAACUCACACAGGAGAGAAGCCGUAUACAUGCAAGCAUUGUGAUAAAUGCUUUAACAAGUCAUCAAAUUGUAGGCGACAUGAACGAACUCAUACAGGAACGAAGCUAUACACAUGCAACUAUUGUAAUAAGGGCUUUGGCUGCUCGUCAGGUUGCAAGCGACAUGAACGAACUCACACAGGAGAGAAGCCGUAUACAUGCAAACAGUGUAAAAAGUGCUUUAGCCAAUUGGCACAUUAUAAGCAACAUGAACGAACUCACUCGGGGGAGAAGCCGUACACAUGCAAGCAUUGUAAAAGGGGCUUUGGCCGCUCAUCAGAUUGCAAGCGACAUGAACGAACUCACACGGGGGAGAAGCCGUACACAUGCAAGCAUUGCAGAAAGGGCUUUGGUCGCUCAUCACAUUGGAAGCAACAUGAACGAACUCACACAGGAGAGAAGCCGUAUACAUGCAAACAUUGUGAUAAAUGCUUUAGGGACCCAACAGCUUGCAAGGAGCAUGAACGAACUCACACAGGAGAGAAGCCGUAUACAUGCAGGCAUUGUAAUCAGGGCUUUAGCAAGUGGUCACAUUGGAAGCAACAUGAACGAGCGCACACGGGAGAGAAGCCGUAUACAUGCAAACAUUGUGAUAAAUGCUUUAGCGACCCAUCAGCUUGCAAGCAGCAUGAACGAACUCACACAGGGGAGAAACCGUAUGCAUGCAAAUACUGUAAUAAGUGCUUUAACAAGUCAUCAAAUUGUAGGCGACACGAAAAAACUCACACAGGAGAAAAGCAGUAUACAUGCAAGCAUUGUAACCAAGACUUUGGCCGCUUAUCAGAUUGCAAGCGACAUGAAGAAAUACACGCAAGAGACAAUCAGCAUGAUCAGGGCUUUCAACUAAGACACGUUCCGGAGCCAGCUGCAACUCACAGUGGCAAAACGUCUGAAAUGUUGUUUGGUUUGAGUGAAGAAAGUACAAGCGAAGUUGAAAGCUUUACCUGUUGGGUUUAUCAGGAGGAGUUUACCUACGAGACUCUCGCCUCCGGAGAGGCUCAAGGGUUGUUUUUCGGGUAGGGAAAAUCUUCUAGGCGAUGUGAGUGCAGGCACGGGAUUGCGUGAAAGCACUCACCUCGCGCAGCGGAUUUCUAAAACGAACGUUCGAACCUUUGCGGCGGAGGUAUGUACCGUUCAACAUGGCAGUACGGAUUAAAGGUGAUUUCCAGUUCGUACUGCGCAGUCUCGGCACCCUAAUAUUUUAAACAAUAUAAUGGCUCACUCGAUGAAAUGCGAAUCGACGUUAUUGGUUACGAACCACAUACCUUAUCCUUGAGGCCUUUCAAAUUCUUUUCCAACAGCUUCAUUGAUUUUUACAGCUGCGAAGUUGUUUCGUCAAGUGAUAUAAGACAGAACGCAGCAUAAAGCUUCUCCUGCUUUGCAUCCAUAAUGGCGGUUGUUUUGAAACUUUGAAUUCACUUCAUGUAAAUAGGUGCGACUGAAAUGUUUACAUGUUGUGAUGUCUUACAUGAAACAAGACAAAAAACGCAAACAAACUCGAGAAUGCGCAUUACGUACUGGAAAUCAUCUUUAACAUAUGAAAUAAAAACGACGCUUUCUUUUACGCUAUUCUAAGGUAUAAAUCUCGCAUUUAAUUUCCCGGUUGUCCUUGUCUUUUGUUUUUCUUUACAGUGUGUAUGGUAUUUAAAGUAUAAUUGAGUCCUUGAAGGUUACGGUGACAAAUAGUUUUUUAAAGCGUGAAAAAUACGUCAGUCAUAUUACCGGAGAUGAGGUUGCUUGGAAAUUUUGAUAUAGUAACUAGGAACAAAAAAUAAAUCCAGGUGAAGCAGUCUCGUAUGUUUCAGUAAAACCCGGUUAAUAAGGGCACCAAAGCUACACGCCGAAGUGUCGAUAUUAUCCGGGUGUCCGUAUUAAGGGAGAUCACAAAAUAAACGUCAAAAAUACAUGUUUAUCGAUGCCGACAGCACAGACCGCAGCAUUCAAACUCCAAGUAUCUAAACGAUGUGCAAUCUCUUACCUGUGUCUUGAAUUAAUUCACACUGAAGAAGCCUUUCGUUCAUUCAAAUCUGUAAAUGCCCGCCUAAAAAUUAAAAUAAAGUUUCUCCUGAAUCAAUUCACGAUCAAGGACUCUUUUAGUUUUGCAGACUGGGCCAAGGCGUAUAACCAUAACAAUGAAAUUAUGUGCUCGUUUGACGUUAGUUCAUUGUUUACAAACGUUCCACUUGAUGAGACAAUACAAAUUUGUCUUGACAAAUGGUAUGCCCUCCCCGAUCCACCAACACUGUCCCGCUCAGUCUUGAAAGUUCUACUGGAGUUUGCCACAAAGAAGAGUCAUUUCAUAUUUGAUGGCCAAUACUAUGACCAAAUUGAUAGUGUGGCUAUGGGGUCUCCUUCAGGUCCUGUUUUGGCCAAUAUCUUUAUGUACCAUUUUGAAGAGAAAUGGGUUCUUAACAACAACGCUCGCCCUUCUAUUUGGUUUCGGUACGUUGACGAUACCUUCACCUUGUUUGACAGUAAAAACACAGCAACUCAGUUUCUACACUACCUCAAUAACUGUCACGCAAAUAUCAAAUUUACCGUUGAAUUUGAAGAGAACAGU